AUGAUCGCCAAGAAGAUGCUUGAGAAGGCAAAGGUGUACCACACGGUCAAGUGGUCGAAGAGUGACCCCACGAAGCCAGAGGGUAUGUUCUGGGCGCUUGACUGGUCCAAGAACGAGUGGAAGCUCUCCCCGUGGCUGCAGCUAUACGACAAUACUUACAAGACCAAUAACAAGAAGCUCGCCUUCUUUCAAGUUGCUGGGAUCAACGCAAUGGGCAAAAUCUACAGUUGUGCGUUUGGUUUCAUCAACAACGAGCGUCAGGAGGGUUUUGACUGGCUCAUGGAUCAGGUUAACGCCUGCCGCGAGAGCAUCGACGCAAAUCCCCCUGCAGUGACCAUCACAGACUACGACAAAGCCAUGAAGUCGGCUAUAUCUCGAGUUUACCCCGAUGCGGACCAGCAGCUCUGUAUCUUCCACGUGAACAAGAACGUGGUUCUCAACAUCAAAAGAAAGUGGAAGAAAGAUGUGGUUGAGCAGCUCUUGGCGGCGGAGGGAGCUCCAGCAACACAGAGCGCCGUGAACGAAGAGGAGGAGCUUGAUGGAGAAGAUUGGGCAGUGGUUACUCGCCUGAAUAACCUCGCCACCUGUGAGGGCUUGCUUGAACGCCUCCCUGAGACCGUUGAAUACUCCAGAGCCGGCCUUUACAAGCUCUGGGCGCAUGCUAUCUAUAUCAUCAAGCACCUGGAAGAGACUUACAUGACUGCCUCUAUCGUCAAGCAGUGGGCGACCUGCUACACCAACCAGAGGCUCAAUUUCGGUCACCGCACCACAUCUCCAGUGGAAUCCAUGAACCGCUACCUGAAGAGCUUCGUUGUAAACGGCAACAGCACUGUGUUUGAGGCCAUCACGCAGUCCCUCAACAUGGUUAAGGAGAUGGAGGUCAAUUUAAAGGAGGGCCGCGCUCAGGAGACUGGUCGACUCAAGCGUGAAUAUCUCGGCAAGGCCUGGCUUGGAGAGGCUCCCUAUAACGUUGCAAGCCGAGCGUUGAAGAAGAUCUCACUGCAAUACCGCCAUAUGCUCGGAGCAAUCAAGACUCCGGAGAGACCGAAUCCGGCGCCGUUGACCCCUUGCACCGGCCAGUUCACCAAGCAGCCUACCGACAGCGCCGUGUUCGCCUCGGAUCCGAAGGCUCCCCGCUCAACGGCGCCACUCUCCACGCCGCGCGAGUCUCUGCUGACGCCGUCAAUCCACGCCGACCGCCCCCAGUGGGACGGUGUCGACCUUGCUACCGAGGAUGCUUCAGAUCAUGCCAACGCUGAGCAGCCUCGCAAGACAAUAAGCGGCCUUGAAAUGGCUGUGGCUGCUUCUCGCGGAGCUUGUGGAGGUUGA
Chaetomium globosum CBS 148.51 is the source of this 1329-nucleotide messenger RNA. RefSeq lists its product as uncharacterized. Lineage: Eukaryota; Fungi; Ascomycota; Sordariomycetes; Sordariales; Chaetomiaceae. The transcript has 4 exons. The record is from RefSeq and is a predicted model, not a curated record. Gene Ontology annotation, biological process: regulation of DNA-templated transcription. The coding region runs from base 1 to 1329 and encodes 442 amino acids.